AUGUCCUUUACACCCAAUCCUCAACCUUCAUCCAAUACUUCCCCAACAAACCCCUUGACAUAUCUCCAAAACUUACUAGAUUCACCAUUACGUAUAACAGUCCGAGAUGGACGAGUGUUCACGGGACGAUUACUGUGUGUGGACAAAGGUUGUAAUGUGGUAUUGAUGCCUGCUGAAGAAUUCCUUCCCGAUCCAUCGAGGAUGAUCAGGGGUGAGCGACCGUCUAAAAUCCCACAGAGAUUAGAGAACGGCGAAUUCUUAGACGCCAAGGAAGUUGGGGAGGGAUCUGGAGAGAUAUCGAGCGGUAAGGAUGAGCAGAUUGGAGGGAGAAUGAUAGAGAUGAGGAAAGAGGGUUUCACUCAUGAGGGAGAUGAUGGUGAUGGUGAGACUGGGAGAUGUGAGAAGAAAAUGGAGAAUGAAAAACAGAAGGAAGAGCAAGAGGACGAAGAAUGGGAAGAAAUACAAGAUAUCUGGGAAAUAAGACGUAAGAGGGAAGCUCUAUAUCCUCAUUCAGAACCGUUCGAUGGACCUGAUACAGGUUGGGGAGGAAGAUCGUUGGCUAUGGUUCUUAUACAGGGAGAAGAUGUGGAGAAGAUUGAAUUGAUAGAACAGGAUGGAAGACGUGUGGACGAAAAUGAAUAUAUAUGA
Messenger RNA from Tremella mesenterica DSM 1558, 648 nucleotides. RefSeq lists its product as uncharacterized. NCBI's taxonomy places the organism in Eukaryota, Fungi, Basidiomycota, Tremellomycetes, Tremellales, Tremellaceae. Bases 1 to 648 code for a protein of 215 amino acids. The record is from RefSeq and is a predicted model, not a curated record. The transcript has a single exon.